This is a messenger RNA of Macadamia integrifolia, 3285 nucleotides long. Its product is annotated as disease resistance protein RUN1-like. The transcript has 6 exons. NCBI's taxonomy places the organism in Eukaryota, Viridiplantae, Streptophyta, Magnoliopsida, Proteales, Proteaceae. Gene Ontology annotation, molecular function: ADP binding. Bases 58 to 3285 code for a protein of 1075 amino acids. Gene Ontology annotation, biological process: signal transduction; defense response. The record is from RefSeq and is a predicted model, not a curated record.
UAUGCUUUCCUUUUUAAGGGGAAAGAGCUCUUUGAACAUUAUCUUCUCUGCAACUUCAUGGCCACUGUCUCCACAACAACUGGAUCUACUAGCUACGAUGUGUUUCUCAGCUUUAGGGGCAAAGAUACUCGCAAUAACUUCAUUGGUUUUCUUAACUUAGUUCUGAAAGAUAGAGGAAUUAAUGUCUUAAUUGAUAGUGAGAAAUUGUGGAGUGGAGAAGACAUUGGCCUUGCCCUUAGUAGAGCGAUUGAGGGUUCCAAAAUCUUGAUCCCUAUCUUCUCUCAAAGUUAUGCACAUAGCAAAUGGUGCUUGAUGGAACUUACUCAGAUAGUUCAUUGCUACAGAUUGAAGGGUCGAAUGGUCCUGCCCAUAUUCUUCUACGUGGAGCCGCCGCAUGUUCGGAAUCAAAUAGGAAGUUUUGAAGAAGCAUUUCUGGAACACGAGAAGAAUUUCGAAUCCUCUAUCAUUGAGAGUUGGAGGGAAGCUUUGAAAGUGGUAGGAAGUUUGAAAGGAGUAGUUCUCGACGAAACUAAGAAUCAAGCAGAGCAAUUUGAAUCAAUUGCCAAAUUGGCUCUGGGUGAAUUGAUCAAUAGGACCCGCUUAGCUGAAUGUAAAUACCAAAUCGGAAUGGAUUCCCAUACAAAAGAUCUGUUAACUUUACUAAAAAUUGAUUCAUAUUUUGUGGGAAUUUGUGAUUUCGGUAGUAUUGGGAAGACAACUAUUGCCAAAGCAGUCUACAAUUGCAUCCUUUUAACAUUCAAUAGGCAUAGUUUUCUUUCAGACGUCAGAGAACGAGCAAAGCAAUAUGGUAUAGUGUCUUUGCAGAAGCAACUUCUUAAAGAUAUCUUCAAAACAGAUUUUGACAUUGAUGAUUAUCAUAUAGGAACAAAAUUAAUAGAACAAAAACUUGGUAUAGAAAAAGUUCUUCUUGUUCUUGAUGAUGUGGAUAGUCAAGAACAAGUAAAUGCUUUGACUGGUGAACUCAAUUGGUUUGGUCAAGAAAGUAGGAUCAUAAUAACAACUAGAGACCAGCAUAUUUUGAAUGUGGCUCAAGUUGAUAAAGAUCAAAUCUAUUGGCCUCAAGAGCUAGAUCAUAAGCAAUCUCUUCAACUAUUUAGUUUGUGUGCUUUCAAAAGGGAUCAACCUCCAGAAGAUUAUAUGCAACUUUCACAUGAUAUGGUAGAAUAUUCCGGAGGGUUGCCUUUAACUCUAGAAGUGCUCGGGUCUUACCUGUCCGACAUAAGCGACAAAGAAGAGUGGAAAACUACAUUACAAAAAUUGAAAGAAGUUCCUCCUAAAAAAGUCCAGAGAAGGUUGAAGAUAAGCUACGGCAAUCUAGAAAAUGAUUAUCAAAAAGCAAUAUUUCUUGAUGCUACGUGCUUUUUCAUUGGAUGGAAGAAAGAAAUUGUAAUUUCCAUAUGGGAAGCUUGUGGCUAUCAUCCAAAACCAGCAAUACGGAGAUUAAUCAAAAGAUGCCUUUUAAAAUUUGAAGGUGAUGAGGAUGGUGAAUACUCUUUGAGGAUGCAUGAUCAGAUUAGAGACAUGGGUAGGGAAAUUCUGUUUCAAAUGUUGAAAGUUCUCGAUCUUAGUAGAUGUAGAUAUCUAUCUACAUCUCCAAACUUUUCAUGGUUUCCUUACUUGGAUCGAUUAGAUCUUGGAGAUUGCAGUUCCUUGGAUAUGUUAGACGAGUCCAUUGGAAAGUUGAGUCAGCUCAAGAGUCUUAAUCUUAUGGAGUGCGGACGAAUCAAGAAGUUGCCUCAAUCCAUUGGCAAUCUAAAAUCUCUAGUCAAGCUUGACUUGUUGUUGACACAAGUGGAAGAACUCCUAGACAACAUUUGUUGGUUGAGUUAUCUCAAAGAACUUAUUCUCAGAGAGUGCAUAUUACUAAUGAAGUUGCCUGGGUCCAUUGGCAAUUUAAAAUCUUUGGUUGAGCUCCACUUGUGCUGUUGUGAAAUUAAGGAACUACCCGAUAGUGUUGGCCUAUUAGAGAAGCUUGAGGUAUUAGAUGCUAAGUAUUGCUGGAAACUAGUGAAGCUACCAAAAUCAAUGGGGAGACUGAAGUGUUCGAACAGCAUCAACCUGAAAGGAACAAGAAUUUCAAUAUUACCUGAUGACUUUUCGAUGCUCUCCAAUUUAGUGGAGUUGAAAAUGUCUGGAAGCCUUCAAUCCCUCUCGGCAGAUUUGUCAAACUUGAAAAACUUGAAAAACAUAGAGCUUUGUGGAUGCGAGAAGUUGGAAUACCUCCCAGAGCUUCCCUUAAGUUUAGUUGAACUUUCUUGUAUAUAUUGCUCUUCUAUGGUACUAUUACCGGAUUUGUCAAAGCUGGAAAAUUUGACAAAAUUAUGGCUUAAGGAAUGCGAAAAGCUGGAGGAGAUUCCAAGCCUUGAGGAAAUUAAAUACUUGGAAGAAUUGGAUGCGCCAAGAUGUUAUAACUUAACAUAUACUCCAAGGAAGAUACAUGGCCAGGGAACACUUUUACACGAGGGAUUACAACGCGAGAGUUAUUCCUUGACUGUUAAUGAUGGGAUCUAUAAUAACGGGGAACCUGACCAACAAGAGCCUAAUCAACAUUCGAGUUCUAUGAUGGUAGCAAAUUUCUUCAAAUGGUCCUAUGUCGAUGAUAAUGGUGGAGUGUCUUCUCUUAAACCAGGCUCAAAAAGUUGGUCACAAGUUUUAGAGGAGGAACAGGGGAUCUUGAUGAGGGCAAGCAACUGCAAGGAAGCUUGUCUUGAUUACAAUGAAGAUGAAGCACCAGGUCUUUCUCUUAUCCUGGAUUUAAAACCCUGUGAAGUGAAAUUAUAUAAUGGAUUUGAACUGCAGCAAAAGCUGAGCCAACAACAAAACAUUGACGAUGAUGUUCAGUGGGUUCCCUUUGAUAUUGAAGAAGCAAAGAAGAGUAAUAGAACAAUAAGUUUCUCUGGUUCUUCAUAUGGUGGGGUUAGAGGAUCCGACUGUGUUCCUGAAGAGGUGAUGGAGGAAGAAGAUGAGGUAGCUGGUUCAGUGAAAUUAUAUAAUGGAUUUGAUCUGCAGCAAGAGCUGAGCCAACAACAAAACAUUGAUGAUGUUCUUGGGUUUCCCUUUGAUAUUGAAGAAGUGAAGAGGAGUAAAAGAACGAUAAAUUUCUCUGGUUCUUCAUAUGGUGGGGUUACAGGAUCCGACUAUGUUCCUGAAGAGGUGAUGGAGGAAGAAGAUGAGGCAGCUGGUUCAGGGGUAUACAAUUGCUUUGUUGCAGUGAAAGCUAUCUGGGAUUGUUUCUGUAACUGUUUCACCACUGGGCUUCUGUGA